Bipolaris sorokiniana ND90Pr is the source of this 1668-nucleotide messenger RNA. RefSeq lists its product as uncharacterized. Lineage: Eukaryota; Fungi; Ascomycota; Dothideomycetes; Pleosporales; Pleosporaceae. Gene Ontology annotation, molecular function: O-methyltransferase activity. The record is from RefSeq and is a predicted model, not a curated record. The transcript has 2 exons. The annotation marks the transcript as partial.
AACGAGCAGCUCCGGGCAGCUCUCAUCGAUGAGAGACAGCGCAAGGAGCGUAUCCAGCCUGGUACGCUCGAGCUGUCUGACGAUUAUCAUGGUGGAGCUACUUUCUGGUCUCCACGGAAGGUGCGAGAAGCUCGCCGCCAAUAUGAGCAGAAACAGCGCGAUCAUGAGGAGUUACAACGCCAAAAAGCUAUCGCGGUUAAAGCUAGAGAGGAGAGAAAGCUACUCAAAGCUCAAGAACUAGAUGCGCGACGGCGGGCGCGGGCACAGGCAAAACUAGAUCGUGAGAGGCAGAAAGCUGAAGCAGCUGCCCACCGGAUAGCCCGCCAAGCCGCCCACAAACGACUUCAGAAAGCUAUCAAAAUCUCACAAAGGGGAAAGAAGCCUACCUUCAAGCGCUCUACUGAGCUAGCAUCAAAGAAUAUUAUCGUUGGCAGUAGUAGUGGUGUGAAGCUUGCACAAAAGAUCCUUGAAGAGGCAGAGAGAUUGGAAGCUGGUGGCAAUGGCGAGGGGUCGACUGACGCUCUAUUUGAAGCAACACAGGAGUUGCAAAAGUCUCUACUGACAGCACCGAAGCUACUUCAACAGCACCAGAUCCGCUGUCAAUGUCUCGCUAGCUUGAAGUGGCUGGUGAGAUUUGAUAUCUUCAAUCAUGUUCCCGAUGAUCUCAGUCCUAUUGCCUAUACGGACCUUGCUGUCAAAGCGAAUGUGCCCGUCAGGCGGCUGCAGUCAGUCGUGCGGAUGGUCAUGACGGAUGGCAUUUUUUUCGAACCAUCACCAACGCAGAUUGCACACACCCAACUAUCAGCAUCAUUCGCAUCAGAUAGUGCUUUUCUAGAUUGGGCUUCCUUCAUAUUGAUUUACCAAGCUCCUGUGGCAUAUCAGUUUACUGAAGCAACAGCGAGAUGGCCCAACUCGGUAGACAAACACGAGACAGCGUUCAGUCUGGCCCUCAAUACCGAUUCGACCUUUUUCGAGUACUUGGAAGCUCAUCCGGACAUGACCAAGGCCUUCGCAGGUUACAUGCGUGGUUUGCAACGAAGCGGAAGUGGCAGUGUCCAGCACAUUGUCGAUGGCUUCGACUGGGCCAGCCUGGGCGAAGCAAACAUAGUCGACGUUGGUGGGUCGACUGCACACGCAUCCAUUGCACUAGCCUCCACCUUCCCAGACCUCCACUUCACCGUCCAGGAUCUCCCCGAGGUAGUCCAAGAAGGCAAAGCCAAACUACUCCAUCUCGCCAGCGCCUCUAUAGCCUCACGCAUCAACUUCUCAGUCCACGACUUCCUUACGCCCCAGCAACUCCAACCCAACAGUCCCAAACCCGACAUCUAUUUCCUCCGCAGAAUCUUACACAACUGGCCCGACCACCAUGCCCGCGAAAUCCUCAAUCACCUCGCCGUCGCCCUACGUGAUAGUGGCAAUCCCUGCGCCCGCGUUCUCGUUAUGGAAUCGAUUCUGCCUCUCCCCAGCACCCUUUUUCGCUUCCAAGAUGCCUAUUUGCGUGUGCGCGAUCUUACCAUGACCCAGCUGUUUAAUAGCAGGGAGCGCGAGUUGGAGGAGUGGAAGGACCUUUUUGCGAGUACGGAGCCGAGGUUGGAACUUAGGGCGUGGAAGCAGCCGCCCGGGAGUGAUAUGGCAGUUAUGGAGGUGGCGUUGGUGGGAGCGGAAUGA